CCAGCCUGAGCGCACGAGAACGGCGGUCAUAGGCGUGGACGACGAAGCGGAGGCCGCCUUCGGCACGGCAGCGGUGCGCCGGGCGCAUUUGGGCUGCCUCCCGCACGGCAGAGCUAGCGCUGGGGCGCUAUAAGGGCAGCAUGUCGGCCUCGGUCUACGCCCAGCCCGUGCCGCGGCCGAGAAGACGCCAGCCUUCCAUCAGGACCAAGGAGCCCCCUCUGCACCCCGCCGCCAUGCGCGCGAAGCUGGUCGAAAGCUCCCGCGGCCUCGCUACGCAAUCGGCCGCCGAGAUGCGCGCGAAAGGCUACGCCGACGAAGCGAGACGGAGGAACGUCUACACGGAACGCCGGCGGGCCAGUCGCGAGCGCAAGGAGUUCAAGAAGCAGUACGAGCCCGACGGCGUGAGGGCGUUGCGGGAAGUACCAGUAUGGCUCCCCGACAAAGACCAGGCUAAAAUAGAGGCGGAGCAAGAAGCCAAGCGGCAGUUCUACGAGCGGGAUUUACUGGACAUCCAUGGCAAAGUACCCGACAACUACUCGGAACAAUUCGCCAAGGACACCAUCACUAUUUUAGUGUACAAGACGGGCGAGCAAAAUAACAUACGGGAGAUCACCCAGACCUAUCUACGGAGGGAACCGGAAUCUGCGUGGGGAGAAUUUAUCCAUCAAAUAGAAAUGAUUUUGGGUUUGCAGAAGGUCGAUCAGAUCAAGCGGCAGCGGGAUGGUACUACUGUUAUGCGUAUAGCAUCUUUACGGGCGGGAGAAAGGUAUAUCGUGGAACCUUCGCAAGGAGACGCUCUACUCUCUACAAUAACGUGGGGUCAUGACGCGUCCUUGCAGCAAUUACGAAAUAGACCGCGGGCACCCUCUUCGUCGGGGUAUUCGAUGGAGGGAUUUAGUACUGGAUUUCAUAGGGUGGCUGAUGACGUGACUCAAGCGCAGAGACAUCUCAGGAAGGCUCUGCGCGAUGCGGAAGAAAAGGGCUGGGAGGCGGACCCCCACGAUCUGGAGGUGAUCCAGGAGGCCUUCCAAGAGAAAAAUGAACCUGUGGUGUUGCCCAAGGCUAAAACAAGAGCAGAAGUGAUCAGGAGGAUGAAACUCAAGGAAGACCGAGAACUGGCUGAGAAAGUGGUCAAGGAGGCCAUGUUAUACUUGGAGGAGUUCUACAGGGUGAAGAAGGAGCGCUUUCAAAAAUGUUCAGACGUGAAUAGGACUCCAUCUACGUACUUUGCUGCAUUGGAUGACGUCGAGGCCAUGAACGACGAAGUGUCGUCGGAACCCAUGUCUCGGGAUCUUAUAAGGGAUCUGUACCGGAAAUGCGCUCGGUAUAUAUGUAACCAUACAGUUGAUCCGAGUCAAGCGCUCGAAAUGUGGGAACUCGAGGCACCUUCACGGUUGUUGCGCUAUCUAGAUCCGGGCAAAGGUGCUAGAUUGCGCAACGGUCCCGGUGUGCUAGGUGAUGAUUUACAAUCACUACAAUAUUUCCUAUGUCUCAGCGCGAACAUGGCGUUCCACGGGGGCGUGUGUGGAAACAUACCCUUCGAGUGUGGUGGCUUGGUUUUGGCCUGUCGGUUGCUCCACGCGCGAUGUGUGGAGUUGAGAUUGAAGACGCGAGAUGCCGAUGAUGAAUUAAGAAAGACCGCGCCUCUGGCCAAUUUGGCGCCGCGGCCGCCUCCUUAUAAUUAUGAAGCGUUAGUUGAGGGCGAUAUUCCGUCAUCACAAGUCGACGAGUGCACGAUGCGCAUCGCGAAAUCUUCUCGCGCUCGAACGACGGAGGACGACGAACCACCCUCAGAGAUGGACCUUCGUAGAAUACAUUGGUGGGCUUUGUGCGUGUGUCUGAACACGUUACGAGGAGAUAGGCGACCUCAGGCGUUGGAGUUCUUGCUAGGACCGGCUAGACUACCGGAAGCGCUGUUGCAAACUUUUACGCGCUGGAAUCAAUUUCAUGGGAUGACGGUCAUGCUGGCCUGGGUGCUGCGGGAGCUCGCCAAGGAGUCGGAAGAGAUCAGGGAGAGGUUGAGGAAGAUGGGCUUCUUUACACUCGUGAAAGUCGCGCAGAAGAGGCAUAGCGAAGUGCACGCGACGCAUCGCGAAUUGCAACUUUGUGUGGAUUUACUGCGAGAUGAGGUGCGGGACCCGUUUCGCUUGCAGGAUAAAUUGGCGGAGGCCGUCGGUGACUUGGAAUUGCCUCUGUUGGAUGCGGACGCGUCCGCCUAUCGCGAAUUUGCCCUUCAUCCUGAAAAAGUAGGCAAGCAGCCCCUCGCCAAGAUCCAGGCGGCGGUGCGGCUGUCGCGGGCGGCGGCGGCGUUCGGUAAAAAAGGGCGGUCGCCGUUCUGA
This is a messenger RNA of Pelagomonas calceolata, 2339 nucleotides long. The record is from the annotation of a GenBank genome assembly. Lineage: Eukaryota; Pelagophyceae; Pelagomonadales; Pelagomonadaceae.